Cyclopterus lumpus (lumpfish) is the source of this 2551-nucleotide messenger RNA. Its product is annotated as pyrin-like. Gene Ontology annotation, molecular function: protein binding. NCBI's taxonomy places the organism in Eukaryota, Metazoa, Chordata, Actinopteri, Perciformes, Cyclopteridae. Bases 605 to 1978 code for a protein of 457 amino acids. The record is from RefSeq and is a predicted model, not a curated record. The transcript is spliced from 5 exons.
GAGGUCUGGAAGAGCCCACUGGGCGUAUAUGCAGAACAUCUGCUUCGUUUACUUCCCGUCUGGGAUUGGUGCUCGUUGUUUGCCUCGUUGGUGUUUUUGUGUCCGUGGAGCUCGAGUCUCACUGGUGUCGGUCUCUGCAGGUGGACUGAGCCGUGCGGUGGUGGACCUCCUGGAGCAUUGCCUGGAAUUGCAUGUCUGUGCGAUCAAGUCUGUGUUUUCUGAGGUCGUACAGAAGAACUGAGAAUCCUGUGAGGAGCGACUUGUCUGGACAAGACCAACCAGAGCAAAACCUGCUUCAGCCCCUGCAUACUAUCUAUACAAGACACUCUUCUUUUUCCCUAUGCCAGCUCGUCACCAGGAGGACACCAGUGGUCUCCCAGUAUCCUGUUCCUGUUUCCUGCUUGGACUUUUAGUUUGGAUGGACAUGAAGCUACCAAACCAACCAAAGUCUCUUCAUUUCAACCUGCUCUGCCUCCACGUGUCUGAGCUGUGCUUUAAUGCCUCUGUGAGUGUGCAGCACUGAAGCACAGCGGAUUCAUCAAUAAGAAGCAGCAGCUUCUACCAGAAGAAGAAGUCAGCUGGACGAGUUUAACAAGGAACCACGAUGACGUCAACAGAUAUUUGGAAAACUCUGGAGAACCUGUCAGAGAAACAAUUCAAGGAGUUCAAGUGGUUCCUGAAGCUUGAGGGCAAUGCUGAAGGCUUCUCAGCCAUCCGAGAAGCCGGGCUGGAGAAGGCAGACGGGCAAGACACGGUGGAUCUGAUGGUGCAGAAAUAUGGCUGCUCUAGAGCUCUGGAGAUAACCAUGAGCAUUCUGGAGGAGAUCAACAGGAAUGAUCUGAAGCAGUAUUUGUUGAAAACUAUCAGUUCAAGACGAAAGGACCUCAAGAACCCUGACUAUGUUCCUCUUAAUUGUGAUUAUGGAAAACCGAAGUCCAAGCUUGGGGCGAGAAAGUCUGAAAUUAAGCUGAUGAUCCAGAAGAGACAGAUGAAGAUCUUGGAAAUCAACCGCUCGGCAGAGAUCAGCAGUAAAUCUGCAGACACGCACAUCGUGCACAGCGAGCGAGUCUCGACUGUUUUUCAGCAGUCUGUCAAGAGAAUUAUGGAUGACCUCAUUGAGGCAAUCAAAGAAAAGCAGGAAACGACAAAGAAACUGGCCGAAGGACUCGUCCGAGAGCUGGAGCAGGAAAUCUCUGAGCUGGAGAAAAGAGGCUGCGAGGUGGAGCAGCUCUCACGCAACGCGGACUGCCCUGACUUCCUGCAGAGCUUCUCGGACCUGAAUGCUCCUCCACCCACCAAGAACUGGGCAGAAGUCAGCGUCCCUCUGCCAACAUACGGGGGAAUUAUGGGCACCGCUGUGAAUCAGCUGGAGGAAACCUUCAGAACAGAGAAGGAGGCAUUGCUUUCUAAAGCCAAGUUGGAAAGGGUCCAGCAGUCUGCGAAGGACGUGACUUUGGAUCCCGACACGGCAAACGUCAACCUCAAUUUGUCCGCCGACGGGAAAGAAGUUUACUGCGACGACGCAACGCGAAACCUCCCGGACAUCCCAGAAAGAUUUAAUCUUGCUAUAAAUGUCUUAGGAAAGCAGAGUUUCUCUUCUGGGAGGUUUUACUACGAGGUUCAGGUUAAAGGGAAGACGUCCUGGGAUUUAGGCGUUGUCAAAGAGUCGAUCAACAGGAAGGGGUCGAUCUCGGCGAGCCCCGAGAAGGGCUUCUGGACGAUGUGUUUAAGAGGAGAUCAGCACAUAGCUCAUAAUGUCCACCUCAGUUUAAAACAUCAGCUGGAGAAGGUGGGCGUGUUUGUGGAUUACGAGAAGGCUUCAGUGUCCUUUUAUGACGUAGACUCCGCAGACCUUAUCCACAGCUUCGCUCACUGCUCCUUCACUGGGAAGCUCUUCCCAUUCUUCAGUCCCGGUCUUCAGUGCGGUGGUUCAAACAGCACCCCCCUGAUCAUCUCUCCCGUCAAUGAUUAUAUUUGAUAAAUCAGCUACUUUUGCCAUUUAAGAAACAUCGCAAGUUAUGGCGGUCGUGGCGUCAGAGACUAAACAAGUUAAUGAUCCUACAACCGAGUAGGAGAUCAGGGAAAUGCUUUUGAAACUGUCCCAGAAUGCAUCAGGAUUUGGUUUUAGUCCCCGGAUGUACCGCUAGAUGGCGCCACUUCCUCUUUGAUGAAAUGAAGACGUGUGUUGUCUUGCUCUGCUCCCGGAUCAAGAGUUCUUCCUUUAAAUACAUGUGUUUAUUGUAAUAGUAAAAAUCCCUUCCUUGUAUUUGUCUGUUGGCUUUCAGAGUUAGUGUUGAAGAAAUGAACUAGUUGAACUAGUUAUUGGUCCAACUGGCUUGAAGGCAAACUUCAAACCAAAAACCAGAGGAAACGAGUGAGACGCGUGACCUCUGACCUCCCAGUUUCCCAGGGAAGAAUCUAAUCAUUAUUACUUCAUGUGAGGUUUUCACAGGAGCUUAGACUUUACUAUUUACUUUACUACUAUACAACCAGAGGAGUCACCCCCUGGUGGUCAGUAGAGAGAAUGCAGCUUUAAGGCGCUUCAGCUUUG